AUGCCUCUCGAUGGAAGUAGUACAGAAUUACUCAAUACACAAACUUCAACUAAAAAAAAACGUUCACAUAAAAAACGACGACAAAGCCGAAAAUUAAAAACAAGAAUUUUAGACGGAAAUGACCCUAAUGGUCAAUCAUCUAAUGGCAUUAAAAAUACUCUUAAUUCAAAUCGAUGUGAUAUAAAUAAAUUAACACCAGCUAAUCUCUCUUCACUUCGAUGGGAUAAUGUAUUAAAUGAUCCAACACUCGAAACUGAACGUAUUGAACGUUAUAAAGAACUUCGACGACAACGUUAUAUAGAUGCUCGACAAAAUGCUAUUCAAACACUCAUGGAACAAAUGCAAGUAACUAUUACAAAUGAUACAACAAAUAGUCCUGGAAAUGAAUGA
Molecule: messenger RNA, 390 nt
Organism: Rotaria sp. Silwood1
Lineage: Eukaryota; Metazoa; Rotifera; Eurotatoria; Philodinida; Philodinidae
Source: the annotation of a GenBank genome assembly